Messenger RNA from Cuscuta europaea, 943 nucleotides. NCBI's taxonomy places the organism in Eukaryota, Viridiplantae, Streptophyta, Magnoliopsida, Solanales, Convolvulaceae. The record is from the annotation of a GenBank genome assembly.
CAGCAAGUCAUUUUCUAGAGACUUCUUGCAACUACAGUGGGAGUGACACGUAUCAACUCCUCUUUGAUAACGCGGAGCUUGCUUAUUUUCUACUCCAUCCGAAGAAACCUAAAUUCGACUAUCGGAAUAUGGAGGAGGGAUUGCUAGAAAUACGACCGCCGAGACUAGAAGAUGCCGGUCUCGAAGAUUGUGCGCUGCCACUGGAAUCCAUCAAAGAGGCUUUCCUCAAGGCCGCCAGCGCCGUGCGGUCGACCCUUUCCCAUUCGGACCACGAUGCAGAGGGCAGUUGCGUGGACGAUCCGUGGCUAGUCACCGGAGACCCAACCGAUUCGCUCGUUGGGAUUGCGGACGGCGUCGAUGGAAGUCCCGGUUGUUGCGUAACCGAGAAGCGACCCGAGUUGACCGGCGAUGAGGUUGUCGUAGCCGCCGGUGCAGGCGAAAAGGAAGAGCGAUCGGAUGCGCUUUUGGCACCGGGUUUGCCCGAAGGCGGCGGAUCUUGCGUGGAUGCAUUGGAAGGAUUAUCGAUUGGAGAUACGGUGAAAAAAACAAGCAAAAAAACAGGAAAUCAGGAUGAUGGUGACGAUGGCCAGAACGAAGAUGGGAAGACUGAAAAACCAAUCCUAGUUGAAGAUUUUGCAUAAACCAGAGAAGAUCAUGCCGUAGUCUACUACUAGUCUGUUUCAUUCAAAAUCUUAUCACGUUGUUCAAAAAAGCAGUCAAUGACCGGCCUCUGCCAUAAUCGUAUGAUAAUAAUUCCAUUUGGUGAGCAGUAUUAGUGUUAAUCAAAGUAGUGAAUUUUGAUGACAAACUCAGGGUUUUCAUCCACAUUCUUGUUCUGCGUUCAUUUGAUUAAUCUGGUAGAUGGUGGUUAUGGGACGCAAAUGUGGAUAGUAUCUGGCAUUUAAAACAACUAUGUAUACUAAACAAUUUUCUAAAUACUGAA